GGGCGCGCGGCGGCGGUGGCUGUGCGGGGAGCGGCGGUUGCCGCGGUCUGGGCGGGGCAGCAUGGAGGAGCUGAGCAGCGUGGGAGAGCAGGUCUUCGCCGCCGAGUGCAUCCUGAGCAAGCGGCUCCGCAAGGGCAAGCUGGAGUACCUGGUCAAGUGGCGUGGCUGGUCCUCCAAACACAACAGCUGGGAGCCAGAGGAAAAUAUCCUGGACCCGAGGCUGCUCUUGGCUUUCCAGAAGAAGGAACACGAGAAGGAGGUGCAGAACCGGAAGAGAGGCAAGCGGCCCAGGGGCAGGCCGAGGAAGCACACGGUGAUGUCCCCCUGCAGCCGGCACUCCAAGCUUAAGGAACCCGACGCCCCCUCCAAAUCCAAAUCCAGCAGUUCCUCCUCUUCCUCCACGUCCUCCUCAUCUUCCUCAGAUGAAGAGGAUGACAGCGACUUAGACGCCAAGAGGGGCCCCCGGGGCCGUGAGACUCACCCAGUGCCUCAAAAGAAGGCCCAGAUCCUGGUAGCCAAGCCCGAACUGAAGGAUCCCAUCCGGAAGAAGCGGGGCCGCAAGCCCCUGCCCCCAGAGCAGAAGGCGGCCCGCAGGCCCGUGAGCCUGGCCAAGGUGCUGAAGACGGCCCGGAAGGACCUAGGGGCACCGGCCGGCAAGCUGCCCCCGCCGCUCAGUGCCCCCGUGGCCGGCCUGGCAGCCCUGAAGGCCCAUGCCAAGGAGGCUUGCAGUGGCCCCAGCACCAUGGCCACCCCGGAGAACUUGGCCAGCCUGAUGAAGGGCAUGGCCGGCAGCCCCAGCCGGGGUGGUAUCAGCUGGCAGAGCUCCAUCGUGCACUACAUGAACCGGAUGAGCCAGAGCCAGGCCCAGGCCGCUGGCAGACUGGCUCUCAGGGCCCCAACUGCCAACAAGUGCAGCCUAGGGCUGGACCUAAAGGUGAGGACGCAGAAGGGGGAGCUGGGGAUAAGCCCCCCGGGAAGCAAAGUCCCAAAGGCCCCCAGUGGUGCUCUGGAGCAGAAAGUGGGGGGCACAGGAGGGCCUCCACACGUCCACAGUGGCAACAAGGUCCCUGCCGGGUGCCUGGGCCCCCAGCCUGCACCCACCCAGGAGCUGAGCCUCCAGGUCUUGGACUUACAGAGUGUCAAGAACGGCACACCAGGGCUGGGCAUGGUCGCCCGCCAUGCCACAACCACCAAGGGUAACCCUGCCCCCCACCCAGCCACUGGGAAGGGUGCCGGGGGUGGCCUCACUGCGGUGAGUGGGGCUGGCCUGCCCACCGACGCCAGCAAGAGUGAGAAGCUGGCCUCCAGGGCAGCAGCCCUGCCCACCCCUGCUGGCAAGAGGGACUUUGUCAAGGGCAGCAUGGCCCCAGGGCAGGAGGGCCACCCGACUCCGGGAGAGGCGCGGAAGACAGCUACACUGUCUGAGAUGAGCACCGGCGAAGAGAACAGCAGCUCUGACUCGGACCCUGACUCGGCCUCCCUGCCCAGUGCCGGACAGAACCUGUCAGUGUCCGUCCAAACCAGCCAGGACUGGAAGCCCACCCGCAGCCUCAUUGAGCACGUCUUCGUCACCGACGUCACCGCCAACCUCAUCACAGUCACGGUGAAGGAGUCUCCCACCAGCGUGGGCUUCUUCAACCUGAGACAUUACUGACACCCCCUGGCUGCCCGGGUCUCACCUUCCCCUCUCUGGCCUCUGGCUUUGCUUUGAUACAUGGCCCGCCUCCCAAACCCUCUCCAGGGGCCGGUGGCCUCCUUCAAGGGCAGGCUUGGAUGGGAACUCCCCUGGACCCAGCCCUGCCUGCCACUUUGGCAGGGGAGGCUCCGUGAUGCCUUGCCACCCGGCCUCGCCCUUGUUCCUACCUCUGGGCCUUCGCUUUGCUCUCCAUUUGCCUCAGGAAGUCUAGGUGGCCGCCUGUGGCUCAGCGAAAUGUUUCUCAAGAGCAUCCUGUGUUCCUUGAGCCUGACCAUGUUCGCUGUUUGAACUGCCUCCGUGGCCUGUGAUGACAACGGUGGUCACCUUGCCUCCCAAUUUCCCAGAGCACAGGUGUUAGAGGAGGGGGCUUCUGGCCCAGCUUGGCUGUUUCUGCCCAGCGGCUGGAAGAGAAGGUGUUAGGGCUGGGGGGAGGUAAGGCCUGGGGAGCUGCUCCAGGGAGGACUCUGCUCAGUGUGUGGAAGGGUGGGGGGAGCAGGAAAGGGGCCUUUCUGGUCAGAACUCCCCCCUCAGCAAUGCCUGAGCUGGCAAGGGUGAGGGGACUGUCCACCUCCCUGUCCCUGCCCCCACCCGGGACAGAUGAGGGCUGUGGCCUUAAUAUAAGAGGACAGGUGUGGCAGUUGGGAUCAGGAACCCUGAAGAGGUUGGUGUUGGUGCGAUCUAACCCUGAUUCAGAUUAACAACAGCAGCCCCCAGAUGACUCGAGUCCAGCAUGGGCAGGGAGGGGGCUGAUCCCAGAGCUCUUCCACCUAAACCGAGUGUCGGGGGCCGCUGCUGCCUUCCUUUCUGUCAACCUGUUCAAGGACUGUCUUAGUCCUAAUCAUGGCCCCACAAACUGCCCCAGAUCCACUGGGAGGUGGGCAGUUGCUGGCAGUAGGUCCCCCCUCCCGACAUCCGCUGGCUUCCAGCUGCUGUGCAGGUGCUUCCCACAGUUCCCACCUACCUUCCCCUGACAAUCCCUCCCCACUUCUGGGGGUUCCAUGUUCUCUUACCCAGCUGAGAAGCUGUAUCCCUGUACCAUUUUGGAAAUGGGACAAAAUCUGAGUGACCCACCUGGCCUUCGGAAAGGCCAGAGCUGCCAGCCCGACUGCCUCCCCCCAGAUGGCUGAGUCCGGCAGCUGUCUUGGCAAUUCCAACCAACAACAGAAUUGCCAUUACUGAUUUGGGGCAGAGAGGUACAUCAGUGAGUGGGGUCACUGGUCUUUAUGCCAAAAAAAAAAAAGUGGGAAUGCAGGGAACUUUAUUUCUGCUUCAAUUAUCGGUUAACAUCAGCCAGUAGGUGUGGGAUCUUCUGUUGUCCCCAUAGCCCUGAGUGCAGUGGACACGGUGGGCUCUGGUUUCUGAGGGUGGGCCUGCCAGAACUCCAGUCCCCUCAGUCCCUCACCCUCCACGCCAAAUAGGAAGAGAUGGCUUUUGCAUAGCCAAAUCGAUUUCAACAGUGUGCCUUUGGGGACAGAUCACAUCCAGGACCUCAUUGAGGGGCAUCCAGAUGCAGCUUCCGACUCUUGUACGUGAUAGCCAUGCUGGCUGCAGCAGGAGUGGUGCCCACCCUGGCAAACCUGAGGACUGGGGGUCCUGGACAGCCAGGCUGAAACUGGAAAGUGGGCAGUAAAGGGGGAGAAUGCCCCCUCCACUGCCCCAGCAGGAGAUGGCGAGAUGCCAGUGCACUGCACAGUCUGGAAGGAAGGGGUGCCAGCACCCUGGGCCCCUGGCACCAACCUCCCCUCCUGUCCCCAGAUGUCCCUGGGUGAGACUAAAGGGGCUCUUCUGGGCUGCCUCCCCCUCAAAGGAGCUCAUAACCUCCAAGUUUUGCUGCCUUAGAGGCUGCAGAGCCAGGCCAGUAGCAGCUCUCCCCUGCAAGCCCUCAGGGUGACCCUGAUCUGGGCUGAUCUGACAGCCCCAGCAGCCAGGUCUCCAAACCCUGAUUAGGUGCCUUUCUGUUUACCAGCUACUUCAAUCCCAAAGUUUGAAUCUGCAAACACCUUACUCCCAGCCACUUUGCCUUCUUGCUGUGUUGUGUGUCUUUCUUGGUGUUUGUGACUCCAAGAGGUUCAUGUUUGUGUGUGUUUGUAUGUGUACACACAUGUGCAGGCGUGACAGCCUUCGCUGAAGAGUUGGACAGGUGCUCAGAGUUGGUCGUCAUGUUUACCAAUAAAUAAAAGUAGUACUUUUUUUGCUGCUGUGUGUGUGUGUGUGUGUGUGUGUGUGUGUGUGUGUGUGUGUGUGUGUGUGUGUGUGUGUGUGUGUGUGUGUGUGUGUGUGUGUGUGUGUGUGUGUGUGUGUGUGUGUGUGUGUGUGUGUGUGUGUGUGUGUGGCUAGGCAUUGGUCACACAUCUGACUUGUUUAUCCUGCAGGGUUUCUUAUGCGAACUGCAUCACAGUGUAUGUUGAGUGGGUGUUUCAAUCCUGUUUUUCUGUUUGCUUUUGUAACGGAUAGGAAGGGGCCAGUCUAUCUUCUUCUUUAGAGGAUUUGGCAUAUUUUUAUAUAUAUUUUUUGGUACCAAAAAGAGUGUUCCUUGUUUUUGGUUACACUCAAGAUUCUGACCUGACUAAGAGAGCUCUGAGCCUAGAGGUUUUAUUAGGGGGAAACUAGGGGGGAGAACCAGAGCUUUGGACCAUUGCCAAUCACUGGCUUGAUUUGUGUUUUUUAAUUUAAAAAAAAAAGCCAAAUUAUUCAUGUAUGCCACUUCUAAUUACUUUAAAGUGUGGCUGUUUGUUUGCUUUUUUUAAAAGAGAGAGAACAAAAGUGAAUAUGUUAUUGCCCUGGGAAACUUAAGAUCUUUGUUGAAACAGCACAGCAGCCCAGCCCCCAUAUUCAAUCAGGACCAGUUAAAGGAAAUGCUUCCCCCAGGAAACCCACAAUGGUUCUGGGGGAAAGGGGUGGGAGGAGGGGAGAGGUAGUGCCUAGAGGACCAGAUUUUUGCUCAAGUGCAUCUAAAGAUUCUGUGGAUCUUCUAGUAUUUUUGGAGAACUAACGCUAGCAAUAGGUUGCAGAUCUUUUUAGACUGAUGUUAAUUUAUUUUGCAGGGGAGAGUCAUUAGCAAAGGUGUCAGGAUUUUUGUCUUAACUUUUUGUUAACUCUUAGUAUAUCAAUAAAUUCUUUUCUUAACUUUUCAGCCUGGUGUAUGUCAUGAGUGAUACCUGGAAACAACAGUCUCUUCACUUUCCCUUUCUUGAGGCAAAAUCGUUAUCUGGACUUGAACUGAAUCAUGGGGUGAAAAAAUUAAAGGCUUUGGGAAAGGCUCAGCC
Messenger RNA from Orcinus orca (killer whale), 4962 nucleotides. RefSeq names its product chromobox 2 (gene CBX2). NCBI's taxonomy places the organism in Eukaryota, Metazoa, Chordata, Mammalia, Artiodactyla, Delphinidae. Bases 62 to 1654 code for a protein of 530 amino acids. Gene Ontology annotation, biological process: negative regulation of transcription by RNA polymerase II. The record is from RefSeq and is a predicted model, not a curated record. Gene Ontology annotation, cellular component: heterochromatin; PRC1 complex. The transcript has 5 exons.